UUGUUGUAAAGUUAUGAGUGUGUCUCUACAAACAACUGCAGUCAUGUGACACUGAGCACUUACUGACUGACUCACUCCACUGUUGCCAUGUCCACACUUAUCUUUUCUUAACGUCUGCUACGACUUUCAAGUCCUUACUCUACUAGAAAUGCUUAUCUCUUACUAUAUCUUGAGUGAAUAUGUCUUUCACUUUCCGUAGAUCUCUCUAUUCUUCUCCUCUGGCUUUGUAUGAGUGUAAACUUCACCUCCUCCCCUCCUCCCUACCCUCUCCAUGAGGCCUCUGUACUCUGCCUCGCAGAGCCGGACUCGGAGGCCUCUCUUUUGCGCCCUCCGAUUGGCUGAGGCUCACCACAUGGUCGAAGGAGUGGGCUGCCCCGCUCCGCUAUCCGCCCAGCUCUUUGGGUGUUCACAUGGAAUAACUCUACAGCUGCAGUGGGAAGAGAGCAGGGACCGGGAAAAAGACAAGAGGGGGAGAGACGGCGAGCCCAAAAUGGACAUGGCUAACCUAUUCAAACAUUUCUUUCGAAUUGGGAAGGUGAAGAGCAGAAAGGGGGGAAUGAGAGACACGGCCUCCAACGCCGACUCGGACAUGUACGCCGACAACGGCGAGCGGCUGUACGACCUCAACCUGCCCGCCCUGGUCAAGUUCAGCUACACGGCGGAGCGCGAGGACGAGCUGUCCCUGGUGAAGGGCACGCGGGUGGUGGUGAUGGAGAAGUGCAGCGACGGCUGGUGGCGCGGCAGCUACAGCGGACGCUCGGGCUGGUUCCCGUCCAACUACGUGACGGAGGACGUGGACGGGACGGCGGGGGGCGGCGGCGGCAUGGGCGGGCUGGGAGACCCCGCCGGGUCGCUGACGGAGAAGCUGGCCGCCGUGGUGAACAGCACCGCCAACGGGAACCGGGUGCUGCACACGGUGCAGGCGCUCUACCCGUUCAGCUCGGGCAACGACGAGGAGCUGAACUUCGAGAAGGGCGAGGUGAUGGAGGUGGUGGAGAAGCCGGAGAACGACCCCGAGUGGUGGAAGUGCCGCAAAGCGGACGGACAGCUGGGCUUGGUGCCCAAGAACUACGUCACCGUGCUGGACUCCGCCCCCCACAAAACCUCGGCGGGGCCGGCGGGGCCGCCCACGCCCGACUGCGACUACAUCUCGCCGUCGGGCAGCGGCCGCUUCGCGGGGAAGGAGUGGUACUACGGCAAAGUGACGCGCCACCAGGCGGAGGUGGCGCUCAACCAGAGGGGCACGGAGGGAGACUUCCUCAUCCGGGACAGCGAGUCGUCGCCCAACGAUUUCUCCAUCUCCCUGAAGGCGCAGAGCAAGAACAAGCAUUUCAAAGUGCAGCUGAAGGAAAACCUUUACUGCAUCGGACAGCGCAAGUUCAACUCCAUGGAGGAGCUUGUCGAACACUACAAAAAGGCGCCCAUCUUCACCAGUGAGCAGGGAGACAAACUGUACCUGAUCAAGGCCCUGGCCGCCUCCUGAUCAGCACACUUUUUCUUUCUCACACACACACAGACAUACAACACAUACACACACACACACAUAUAUAAUACAGAUACACCCGAACACACACUAACAUUUCAGCUCCAGGCCUGAAGACUUAACACAUCGUCAGAACUGAAAAGCCUGAUCUGUGAGCAUUCCAAGAGGACGAGUGGGAAAAGGAUGGGAGGAACCCGGAGGAGGGAGACGAGACUUUAUGGACUCCUGAGAGUUGACUACAGACCUCUUGGUCGCCUAUUUUAAAUUAUCCAGAUGUGUUAGGUCAUAGGCAAUGCCAUGUAUUUCCACCUUGAUAUCUUAUUAGAGUUGCAUUUAGUUCCUUUUUUUUUUUUUUUUUUUUGAUAAUAUAUAAUCUUUUUAACAAUUUCUUUUAAGAAUGUGAUUUUUUUUUUAAACUGUAAACAGAACAUGAGAACCACCUGCCUGAGGCAUUCUUCAGCACAUUUCAGAUCCUCCAGGUCUCCGUUUCCACUCGCUUCUUCGUCUUAUUGCGCUCUUCGUCAGACACACUAAUCCUCAACUUCUGCUAACAACUAAUCAAUAAAAUCGAAGUGACCAAAAUAUAUUUAUUGACACCAGUCUGUUAGGAUACAUGGCAUCGAGAUUGGAAUAGACAUCUUUAUCUUCUUCUUAAGCAGUGGGGGAUUCCUCUAGAUGCUCGUCUUUGUACAACCGAACUGCUUGUCUCACAUAUUGCUGUAUCCACGUCAUGUGAAUUUUAGAGCAGAAGCACCACAGUGAGGAAUAGAAAUAUUGUUCUAACUGAAGAACAAAAAAAAAAAAAAAAAAGGUUUGACAGUCCAGUGUUCGAUAUGGAGGUGAAGUCCUUUUCAAAUGUCCCCGAACAAGAGUCCCGGUUCAGUGGAUGAAAACUCGUCCGUCUUCCAGCGUUGAAAAGGGGACGAUUACAGUAGUCACACACACACACACACACACACAUACACACACACACACAGCCUACAGAGGGGAAAUGGAGAGCCGGUCCGGAGGAUGAAGUCAUCCCUCCUGAAUUAGUGAUCGCUGGAGGGAAUGGAGGAGUUGAGGGGGUCACGCCGGGGUCGCGCUGGCCUGGCUGCAGGACGUAUACAUCACGCCCUCUUCCUUCAGCCGACGUGGGGGCGGGGGGGGGGGUUUCAGAAAACAACUUAUGGCAAAGCGCUGAUGAAAAGAAAGUAAUCUGAUUGGAAAUCCUCGUUUCCUUGUGAUGUUUGGGGCGUCUGUUUCCGUGACGAAUGCGUCCGAAGGGCGAGUUGAGGCGUCCCCCGCUAGUUCGAGGCCCGGGUCGGCGUGGAGUCGGAAUACGGCGCCGGGAGGUGUUUUCAGCAGCACACAUGGUUCUUAUUUACAGUGGAGGUCUCUGGUGGUGAGCGAGUAUUUGUUGAGUGAAAGUGGACCAAGUAGCGUUUGAAUGUUUGGAGGGGGCGGCGAGCGCCGCCGCUGCCUGCAGCAGCAGCAGCAGCAGCGCCUGGCGGGGAGCUGGACGACGACGAAGAUGAUGAUGAUCAUCAUCAUCAUGAUGAGUUCUCCAGCUGUCGCUGGGGAAGAAAAAAAAAAAGAAUCUUGAGAGUAUCUGGAAAGCCACGCCCGGCCGAAUACAUGAACACACUCCUGAUGUGUCGCAGCUGAGAAGUGAGCCGCUAAUCCGAGCGUGAAAAAAAAAAAAAAAACCCUCACGCCACAGAGAACACAAAACAAGGGCGUGAGCCCGGCGGUCCCCAGGUGAUUGACGGAGCUAUUCAUACCACAGCCGCCUUUAGAUUGUUCCCUCGUUUUCAGAGUUAUGAAACAAUCGACUCUCGGUCUGAUUUACGGCGGGGUCAAAAGGGCGUCUGCUAAUUUUACACGUACAAUACCGGAGUCCGCGUCUGAAUUAAAGUCAGAUUAGAUCUUAUUAAAGAAUACAAAAAAACAACAUUCCAGGAUGAAAAGGCUUCAAGGUGGGAUUAUUAGAUACCUAACAUGUUGAUUCUUGAGUAAUUUCGCUUUAUUUGUGCCUGUUGGUCAGCUGUUUGUCGUUUUACCAGCAUGUUUCUCACCUGUUCUCAUGUGUUUUGGCCAAAUGUCCCUCCCCGGCCUGCGGUCCUGCAGCGUCUGCCUGAAGUGGCGAACGCAACGCGCCGUGCCCCAGUUUGAAGGAUUUAGGAGAUUUUAAUGUGCCUUCACAGCUUUUUGUCAACCAAAGGUUUAGCGUCCCUUUUUUUUGUUUUUUGUUUUGUUUUUAUCUGUGCUUCCCACUUCUCCCGUCACUGCUGUGUGCUGCUCGGUUAAAGGUUUUCUCUGCAUGAGCGUCAGUCGGGUGAUCAGUCAUGUUCUUGGAAGUCUGAAAACGGCGCCGUUGGGGAAACGUUUCCGCACGUAGGCCGAAAAUGUCAGUCGUGUCUUUUUUUUGUUUUUUUAAUUUUCUUUUUCCCCUGUCAUGCAUUAAAUGCCCAUCAGUUGAUAUUGUGCGUGGUUUCAAGUGACCUUACCACAGUGGAGCUCAUGACGUGAACGGUGAAUGCCUACAUGUAAAGUGUGAGAAGACGAAGGAACUCCAGGUGUGAUACAAUCAUGACCUGAAUCUCGCCAACGGCGUCGCAGUCGCUGGUUGUGAGGAAACCGUCACGGUUUCUGAGGAUAGUUUUUUUUUUUUUUUUUUAAUGUCUCUGUAAAGCUAUUGUAAGACAUCCACUUUUACAGUCUAGCCACUUCAAUAUGUA
Messenger RNA from Salarias fasciatus (jewelled blenny), 4203 nucleotides. RefSeq names its product NCK adaptor protein 1b (gene nck1b). Gene Ontology annotation, biological process: positive regulation of translation in response to endoplasmic reticulum stress; cell migration; positive regulation of endoplasmic reticulum stress-induced intrinsic apoptotic signaling pathway. The coding region runs from base 272 to 1483 and encodes 403 amino acids. Gene Ontology annotation, cellular component: cytoplasm. The record is from RefSeq and is a predicted model, not a curated record. The transcript is spliced from 3 exons. Lineage: Eukaryota; Metazoa; Chordata; Actinopteri; Blenniiformes; Blenniidae. Gene Ontology annotation, molecular function: receptor tyrosine kinase binding; ephrin receptor binding; signaling adaptor activity.